This is a messenger RNA of Punctularia strigosozonata HHB-11173 SS5, 2625 nucleotides long. RefSeq names its product urease. Bases 62 to 2578 code for a protein of 838 amino acids. Gene Ontology annotation, cellular component: urease complex. Gene Ontology annotation, biological process: urea catabolic process. The transcript has 13 exons. Gene Ontology annotation, molecular function: urease activity; nickel cation binding. Lineage: Eukaryota; Fungi; Basidiomycota; Agaricomycetes; Corticiales; Punctulariaceae. The record is from RefSeq and is a predicted model, not a curated record.
CGCUAUCUCUCAACUCAGGAUAGGACUUGCAGUACAGCCAGUGGCUGUCUGACCUAGCGCUAUGCAUAUCCUACCCCGAGAUGAGGCCAAACUGCUUUUGCAUCAGGCCGGGUUCCUCGCUCAGAAACGUCUCGCGCGAGGACUCAAGCUCAAUCAAACCGAAGCCACGGCAUUGAUCGCGUCAGUGUUACAGGAGAGAAUCCGGGAUGCCAGGCAUUCAGUUGCGGAGCUGAUGCAACAUGGGAAGACGCUCCUUGGCCGAAGGCACGUCCUCCCUGACGUUGUCAGCCUCCUACAUGAGAUACAAGUCGAGGGGACGUUUCCUGAUGGCGUGUUCCUGGUGACGGUGCACGAUCCUGUCUGCACGGAAUCUGGAGACAUCGCAGCCGCUCUCUACGGAUCUUUCCUCCCCGUGCCACCUGAAGACGCGUUCCCGUCCACCGACCCCGCGGACUUCGCACGGGAGAAAGUCGCCGGCGCCAUCAUCGCGCGCAAGGAAAGCAUCGUGAUAAACAAAGGGAGGGAACGCAUCAGGCUGCGCGUCACCAAUAACGGGGACAGACCCAUCCAGAUUGGCUCGCACUACCACUUCGUUGAGACGAACAAGGCGCUGUCCUUUGACCGCGGCAAAGCCUACGGCAAGCGCCUGGAUAUUGCCGCUGGCACCGCAGUGCGCUUCGAACCGGGAGAUGUCAAGACGGUCACGCUAUGCACCAUAGCCGGGGCGAAGAUUAUCUCGGGUGGAAACAACCUCGCGUCGGGCGUGUUCGAUCUCGCACGCACCGACGACAUAAUCCGGGGUUUAGUCCAAAAGGGCUUCGGGUAUGCUCCUGAACCCGGGGCGCUCGAGGUGUCGGAAGAUACGUCCAUCGGUCGGGAUGCAUAUAUCGCUAUGUUUGGGCCUACUGUGGGCGACAGGGUACGUCUUGGCGACACAGCGUUGUGGAUUGAGGUGGAGAGGGACGAGACGGUAUACGGCGACGAAGUGAAGUUCGGCGGAGGCAAAUCCAUACGGGAAGGGAUGGGACAAGCGACCAAUCGAUCGUCGUCCGAGACCCUAGACCUUGUGAUCACAAACGCGCUUAUUGUCGACUGGUCGGGUAUCUACAAGGCGGACGUCGGUGUCAAGAACGGUUAUAUCGCCGGAAUUGGCAAGGCGGGCAACCCAGACGUCAUGGCAGGCGUGCACCCGUCCCUCGUCAUCGGCUCGUCCACGGAGGUCAUCGCUGGGGAAAAAAUGAUCCUCACAGCGGGCGCUAUCGAUGCCCACGUUCAUUACAUAUGUCCCCAACAGGUUAACGAAGCGCUCGCUGCGGGGACGACAACCAUGAUCGGUGGCGGUACCGGGCCUAGUGCGGGGACGAAUGCCACAACGUGCACUCCUUCUCCCUUCUAUAUGCGUCACAUGUUGGCAGCUACGGAUGGUCUUCCGAUGAACUUCGGCUUCACCGGGAAAGGCAACGAUGCGGGGACGACGGCGGUGGAAGAGAUCGUGAAAGCGGGAGCUUGCGGGUUGAAGCUCCACGAGGAUUGGGGCACUACUCCAGCCGUUAUUGUCAAGGCGCUGGACGUCGGUGACAAGUACGACGUGCAGGUCAACAUUCACACAGACACCUUGAACGAGAGUGGUUUCGUUGAAAGCACCAUUGCCGCCUUCGGAGGUCGUACAAUUCAUACAUACCACACAGAAGGUGCAGGUGGUGGACAUGCGCCAGACAUCAUCGUCGUCUGUGGUCAGAACAAUGUACUGCCUUCUUCAACCAACCCGACUCGUCCCUUCACGAAGAAUACACUUGACGAGCAUCUGGAUAUGCUCAUGGUCUGCCACCACCUCGACAAGUCUAUCCCCGAAGAUCUUGCGUUCGCCGAAUCGCGAAUCCGAGCCGAGACAGUCGCUGCGGAAGAUGUGUUGCAUGAUACCGGCGCCAUCUCCAUGAUCAGUUCGGACUCGCAGGCCAUGGGCCGCGUAGGAGAAGUUGUCAGUCGUACAUGGAGGACGGCCAGUAAAAUGCGCGAAUUCAGGGGGCCGCUCUCGGCUCUUGGUGACAGCGAAGGCGUGGACAAUGGGAGGGUCAAGCGUUACAUUUCAAAAUACACCAUCAAUCCUGCUAUCACACAUGGCAUGAGCCACCUGGUUGGUCAGGUUGCUACAGGUACACUGGCAGACCUCGUUCUUUGGAAGCCAGAGAACUUCGGCUCCAAGCCCUCUAUGGUACUGAAGUCUGGCGUAAUCGCCUGGUCGCAGAUGGGUGACGCGAACGCAUCCAUCCCUACCGUGCAGCCGUUCUACUCCAAACCUAUGUGGGGCUCUUACCCGGCUUCAGCGGCGCUCAACUCUAUCUCGUUCGUGUCUGAAAUAUCCAUUUCGUCUGGCACCGUGGCGUCCUAUAAACUAUCAAAACGGUUCGAACCUGUUACGGGGUGUCGAGCGGUCACGAAGAAGGACAUGAAGUGGAACGACGCCACGCCCGAAAUGAAGGUGGACCCGGAGAACUAUGAGGUGCAUGCAGACGGCGUGCUCGCGGAUAUCGAGCCCGCAGAGCGGCUUCCCCUUGGUAAAGCAUACAACCUGUUUUAGUACGUCCUGUAAGGUCAUGCAGAGCAAUCCAAUGUACUAUUAUCGGC